Molecule: messenger RNA, 1539 nt
Organism: Fraxinus pennsylvanica
Lineage: Eukaryota; Viridiplantae; Streptophyta; Magnoliopsida; Lamiales; Oleaceae
Source: the annotation of a GenBank genome assembly
AUGGGGAAUUCUUUUGGGUGCUCUGCAUCAGGAGAAAGGUUGGUAUCGGCUGCAAGAGAUGGAGACUAUGUAGAGGCCAAGAUGCUAUUGGAUUGCAAUCCAUGCCUUGCAAAGUACUCAACUUUUGGUGGAUUAAACUCUCCUCUUCACUUUGCUGCUGCUAAAGGCCACAAUGAGAUUGUGGCAUUGUUGCUUGAAAAUGGAGCUGACGUGAAUUCAAGAAAUUAUUGUGGGCAGACAGCAUUGAUGCAAGCGUGUCGAUACGGCCACUGGGAAGUUGUUCAAACUCUUCUUCUCUUCAGAUGCAAUGUAACAAGAGCGGAUUAUAUUAGUGGCAGGACUGCUCUACAUUUUGCUGCAGUGAAUGGACAUGUGAGAUGUUUGCGACUACUGGUUGCUGAUUUUGUUCCCAGCGCUCCAUUUGAACCUGUAAAUGCCCAAUCAAAUGGUGGUAGAGGGGAUAGCUUGAAUACUAAAAGCAAUCCUGAACUGAGCGCUCUCUCCAAAUUUGUAAAUAAGGCUGCAGACUGUGGUAUUACUGCUCUUCACAUGGCUGCAUUGAAUGGAUAUUUCGACUGUGUACAGCUUCUACUUGACCUUCGUGCCAAUGUGUCUGCUGUGACAUUCCAUUAUGGAACAUCUGUGGAUAUGAUCGGACCUGGAAGCACUCCUUUGCAUUAUGCUGCUUGUGGGGGAAAUUUAAAAUGCUGCCAGAUCCUUCUUGCAAGAGGUGCCAGUCGUUUGGCAUUGAACUGCAAUGAAUGGCUUCCUAUUGAUGUUGCAAGGAUGUGGGAGCGUCAUUGGCUUGAGCCACUGCUGGCGCCUAAUUCUGACUUCACCCUCCCAGUGUUUCCACCUUCUAACUAUUUAUCAUUGCCACUCAUGAGUGUGCUCAACAUAGCAAGAGAGUAUGGGUUGCAGUCCUCGGCAACCGUUUCUGAUGACAAUGAGAUUUGCGCAGUUUGCUUGGAGAGAGCAUGUACAGUAGCUGCCGAAGGAUGUGCACACGAACUCUGCAUAAAAUGUGCAUUUUACCUUUGCUCAACCAGUAACUUCCGUUCUGAAUCAUUAAUACCUCCUGGUUCCAUUCCCUGUCCUCUUUGCCGACAUGGCAUUGUCUCUUUUGUUAAAUUGCCUGGUUCCUCAGGAAAGGAAAUUAAAUUACCUCAAUCACUUGGCUUAUGCACUCCAUGCGUCCUUCACCACAGAGAACAAGACAUAUCAGAUGCUUCUAGCUCACUUGAUAUGAGAAAGAAAUGUGCAGCUUCUGUUUCUUCGGAUAUUUUCUGUCCGGUUACUUGUAGUCCAUUUCCCUCUGUUGCAAUCCCUCUGUGCAUAUGCAAUGAAGGACCUUGUCAGAAUUUUGAUUCCAGAGGAAAUGAAACUCAAGAAGAACCGUCUCGUCAUUCACAAUCCACCGUGAGUGAACAGGUACAAGCUGAAGGAAUACGAUUGGAGAAAACAACAUGUUCGAGUAUGUUUUGGGGUAGAAGAAGCUGCAGCAGGGAGCAUCAGUGUAAUGCUGAAAUAAGUGCAUGA